Molecule: messenger RNA, 288 nt
Organism: Trichophyton benhamiae CBS 112371
Lineage: Eukaryota; Fungi; Ascomycota; Eurotiomycetes; Onygenales; Arthrodermataceae
Exons: 1
Coding region: 1-288 (95 amino acids)
Source: RefSeq, a predicted model, not a curated record
AUGGUAUUAUCAACUAGGUUGGAGUCGUUAAACAAGGCUAUAGAGAAGCUGGAUGACUCUGCGGCCAAAUCCCAGGAUAAAGCAGAACCAGGAGAUAUGAGACGCGACUUCACUGAAGCACCGUCUGAGCAGCCUGCUAAUACUUCGGGGGAGGAUGACGUGGACCAGCUCCAGGAGAGCCUCGACCUGAACGAGUUUGCAAGAUCUCAUGAGGACAGUGCCUUUACGCGUCAUCUUAACAAUUGGCUGAGGUUUCAUGGUCUUGACCCAGAAGAGCUAACCACCUGA